ACCCACAAGUACGUGGGAUAAUUUGCAGCACUCCUUGCGCACCUCCUCUUUAUACCCUCUUCUACCCUCCUCUGCACGCUCCUCUUCAUUCUUUUUACUCUUCUCUGCAUGAUCUCUGCAUGAUCUGCUGUCCUUCUCACACCGCCACCUCACCACUGCACUGUCUCUGCUCUGCAUCUCCUCUCCACCUGUCCAUCUGUCCACCUGUCUCCACCUGACCACCUGUCUCCACCUGUCCAUCUGUCCACCUGUCUUCACCUGUCUCCAAGGACCAUCCCGCAGAGCUCCCAUGGGGAAGAACGGCUGUGGCAUCGUGCUCCCGCUCACCCUUCUGCUCGUGGGAGUCUUAGCCAUUCUGCUGCUCACCAUUCCCACCCAGGACCUGAAAGAGCCUCCGGACUUCAUGUACGGGAUUGUACUGGAUGCCGGCUCGUCCCACACAACCAUGUACAUCUACAAGUGGCAGGCGGACAAGCAGAAUGGCACGGGUGUCGUCACGUCACACAGCGAAUGCCACCCUGAAGGAGGAGGCAUCUCGAGCUACGCGGGAAUGCAAGGGGCAGCUGGGCACAGUCUGGAGCUAUGCUUGGAGAAGGCCACCAAGGACAUCCCAAAGAUCCGACACCACUUGACCCCUGUGUACCUGGGCGCCACAGCUGGCAUGCGGCUGCUCAACAUAACCAACUCCAGUGCUUCAGACCAGAUCCUGCAAGAAGUGGCCCAGACGAUCAAAUCCUACCCUUUUGACUUUCGGGGGGCGGUUAUCUUGAGCGGGCAGGAGGAGGGGGUAUACGGCUGGGUCACAGUCAACUACUUGCUGGAGAAGUUCAUCAAGUACGAGUUCGUGGGACGCUGGCAAACCGCUGGCCGGCAGACGGUGGGAGCGCUCGAUUUCGGAGGGGCUUCCACCCAGAUCACCUUUGUGACGCAGGAAAAAGUGGAGGACAAGAGCAACCAGAUGAACCUGCGCCUCUAUGGCCAGGACUACAGCUUGUACACCAAGAGCUUCCUGUGCUAUGGUCGUGACCAGGUGCUGCGCAGGCUCAUGGCUCUCCUGAUGAAGUCUCAGGGAUACCCCUCUGUCUUGUCCCACCCCUGCUUCCCCAUGGGCUACAACGCCACUGUGAGGCUCAACUCGGUGUUUGACUCUCCCUGUACGGAGGACUAUCGACCGAGCUUCUCUCAACCCCGGGACACCAUGGUGGUGGAGGGCACCGGGGACUACCAGCACUGUUUGGCCAACGUGUCCAAGCUCUUCUCCUUCGACAACUGCCCCUACUCACGCUGCUCCUUCAACGGAACCUUUCAGCCCCCUGUGAAGGGUAGCUUUAUGGCAUUCUCAGCCUUCUACUACAUCCAUGCAUUCCUGCAGCUCGCCACGGAUGUCAGGGUGACCACCUCUGCCCAUCUGGAGCAGACGGUGCACAGCAUCUGCAACAUGAGUCUCAUGGAGUUACGAGCAAAAAUCCCAAAGGAAGAGGGUCGCCUGCAUGAAUACUGUCCUGCCGCGGUCUUUGUCCAGGUUCUGCUGCUGAGGGGUUACAGGUUCGACACUGUCUCCUUCCCACAGAUCUCCUUCGAGAAGAAGGCAGGUGGGGCCUCUGUGGGCUGGGCCCUGGGUUAUAUGCUGAGCCUGAGCAACAUGCUGCCAUCAGAAAGCGUCGGCCUGAGGAAAGCACUGCGACCAGGGGCCUGGAGCAGCCUGCUCUUCCUCUUUACCCUAAUCAUCCUUGUGGCCUUAGGCUACCUGCUGGUGCGGACCUGCGCCAAGAAGAAGGGCGGGGACAACGUCCUCUGAUGGCCACCAUGGGUUUCUGUAGGAAACUGCGAUUGUCCAAGGAACCGAGAGGUGCCUCAGAUGGGGCUACACUUCUUCAGCAUCUCCAACUUUUUAAUCUUCCUCUUGAGUCACUGGCAGCUGUUACGUGUGUGAGAGGUGUUACACAGCUCUUAAAGACGGCCAUAUGUGUGACAGCACUGGAAAAAACCCCACCAGCAUUUUAACUGACCAGUAAUAACCUCAUGAGGUGUGGAAGCCUUUCCCAAGCGGGCAAAUAAUUUGAAGACGAUGAACAGCUGUGAUGGUUUAUCCAUAUCUUUUUUUACGGGAAGAACAAUCCACAUGCACACUAUUUCGCUUAAGGGCAACAAAGUACAGUUUAUUGUAAAUCUACAUGUGUUAGGUGUCAAAUGUAGCUGGACAAAAGGGAGGUGUAGUUGUUAUUACUGUCACCUUAUAAUCAGAAGGACUUGGGUUUGAUUGCCACUCCUGCUGUGGUAGCUUUGAUCGAGACACUUACCCUGAAUUGAUGCAGUAAAAUUAGCCAACUGCCUAAAUCAGUAAUUUGCUGAAAAGUUAUGAAAUUUUGAUUCUUGGUUGCUAUGGGCAAAGACAUUAGCUAAAUAAAGUUUAAUAAUUCGUAAAAUACUGCAAGGUUUUCUUGCAGCAUAUGAGAAAAAACUGAUGUUCAGUGCUUUCAAAGUAGCCAGUAAACAAUGUUAAUGUGGAAAUGAGCCUGUUGUUCCUGGAAGCAAAUGUUGGUCAUGUUAAAUACAGCAAUAACACAUUUUACACAAGUGAUGCAAAGAACCAGUACCAGUAGUGCAGUAGACAAAUAAUGCUGCGUAUUUGGUUUUUUCUACAGCAGUAAAAAGGUUCAGGAAUUGUGUAGAUGGGCACUGUAUAUGAAAAAGCAGGAACUGUCACGUCCACGCCUGCACCACAAUCGACAGCACCUGACACCAAUCAAGCACCUGACUGACCA
This is a messenger RNA of Scleropages formosus (Asian bonytongue), 2765 nucleotides long. RefSeq names its product ectonucleoside triphosphate diphosphohydrolase 2b (gene entpd2b). Bases 290 to 1798 code for a protein of 502 amino acids. The record is from RefSeq and is a predicted model, not a curated record. Gene Ontology annotation, molecular function: UDP phosphatase activity; GDP phosphatase activity; ribonucleoside triphosphate phosphatase activity. NCBI's taxonomy places the organism in Eukaryota, Metazoa, Chordata, Actinopteri, Osteoglossiformes, Osteoglossidae. Gene Ontology annotation, cellular component: plasma membrane. Gene Ontology annotation, biological process: nucleoside diphosphate catabolic process. The transcript is spliced from 9 exons.